AUGCGCUUUGCGCUUUCUUUAAACACGUGCAGCACUAUGGAGUCUACACGCGAUGAAUUGGGUCUCGACCGCUCUCAGGUGAAAAAGGCUGUACAAGCAUUACAGGCCUAUUUAAAGACCACCGUCUCGUCCCAAAAACUAUUUUUGAAUGAGGGUCAGCCCAUCUCUCUUCUUUUCACUCUAUGGAAAAUCCCAAAAAAGGAGCAAACCGUUCGCAUACCGUUACCCAAUGGACUGAGGACCGAUUCAGGAGAGGUCUGUCUCUUCACCAGAGAUGAGCCCAAUAUGACUUCAGAGCAGACAGAGAAGUUCUACAAGAGGUUACUCUCAGAGAGAGGGGUCAAAAAUGUUACAGAGGUUAUUCCCUUCAAAGUGUUGAGGACGGAGUACAAACCGUUUGAAGCCAAGAGGAGACUGCUUGCCAACUUUGAUUUAUUUCUGGCAGAUGCACGAAUCCGUCGCAGGCUACCCUCCCACAUUGGCAAACACUUUUACGAAAGGAAAAAGAGUCCUCUGUCUGUGGAUUUAGAGAGUAAACACUUGACCAGAGACAUGGAACGCCUCAUUCAGGGCACCACCCUCUGUAUCUCAAAGAAAGGAUCCUGCUGCAUGGCACGUGUAGCACAUUCGGGCAUGACAGCAGAUGAGAUAGUUGAGAAUGUGGUGACAGCAGUUUCCACCAUCUCCACUAAGUUAGAAACGAAAGGAAAAAACAUAAAAAUCAUCCAUUUGAAAAGUACGACAUCGGUUGCACUACCCAUCUACACCUCUGAUCUGAGUCAUCUCGCACUGAUUGAGGAGGCCCAGAAGAAAGCCAAUUUAUCAAAGAAAGCACAAAAGAGGAAGACAGAAAAUGUGAAAAAAGUAGUAUCAGAGAGGAUCCCCAAAGAGAUUGAGGCAGAGAAUGAUUGUGAAGAGGAAAUUCCACAGCUGGUGCCUAUUGAGAUUCCAACCAAAAAGCCAAAACAGGAGGAGAUACCCAAAAAAGGUCAACAAUUACCCAAGCCUGCUGCUGGUAAAGAAGUAAAGAAAAUUGGAAAAGAAAAGAAAAUGGCAAAGAAAACGUCAAAGGUCACAGCACUUGGGAUGAAAAGAAAAGCUAAAAACAGAUAAAUAAAUGUACAAUCAUAACAAAUUAUGCACAGCCUGGAUAUACAUGUUGAAUUCCAUGUAUAUAUAUAAAAAAAAAGUGUAUCAUGCAUGUUUGUUCCUGAAACUCAUGCAAUUUGUUCUGUAAAAGAUCAACUCUGAAUUAAAGAAUUUCUAA
Messenger RNA from Xyrauchen texanus (razorback sucker), 1267 nucleotides. RefSeq names its product ribosomal L1 domain containing 1 (gene rsl1d1). The transcript has 9 exons. Gene Ontology annotation, cellular component: 90S preribosome. The record is from RefSeq and is a predicted model, not a curated record. The coding region runs from base 1 to 1113 and encodes 370 amino acids. Lineage: Eukaryota; Metazoa; Chordata; Actinopteri; Cypriniformes; Catostomidae.